AUGUUGAGACAGCAGCUUCUCUUCCAGCAACCACAGAUCCUGACAUUGUCUCAGAUCCAAGCGAAUACCAAAAACUUGCUCAGUCUGUUUCUGAACCGUAUCAGGUACACUACGGUUCUGACAACAAUAUUCAAGGAUUGUGAGAAGCAACUUGAGGAGACAAAAGUAAGAGCAGGAGCUGGUGGUGACGAAGCUGGAAUUUGGGCUGGUGAUCUUGUACGCAUGUAUCAGAAAUACUGUGAGCGCAACAAUUGGAAGUUAAAGUCGGUUUCUUGCUCAGAAGUGUGUACUUGCAACCUUAACCUGACUACUGACGAAGGAAAAACACUAUUCACAAGCUGUCCCUUUCAGGCAGAAAUGGGUGGAUACAAGACAUACGUGAUGGAGGCCGAUGACGAAGUUGAUGUGGUUAUUGAUCCAAAAGAUAUUGAGCUUAAAACAAGAUUUGGUGUUGCUGGAGGGCAGAAUGUUAACAAGGUGGAGACGGCUGUUGAUCUUAUUCACAAGCCUACAGGAAUAACGAUUUCUGUACAGAAGAGAGAUCACAGCUACAGAACAGAGAGCAGGCAUUUCAAUUGUUGA
Miscanthus lutarioriparius is the source of this 582-nucleotide messenger RNA. The record is from the annotation of a GenBank genome assembly. Lineage: Eukaryota; Viridiplantae; Streptophyta; Magnoliopsida; Poales; Poaceae.